Messenger RNA from Dioscorea cayenensis subsp. rotundata (Guinea yam), 1397 nucleotides. RefSeq names its product cysteine synthase-like. Gene Ontology annotation, cellular component: cytoplasm. Lineage: Eukaryota; Viridiplantae; Streptophyta; Magnoliopsida; Dioscoreales; Dioscoreaceae. The coding region runs from base 93 to 1244 and encodes 383 amino acids. The transcript is spliced from 10 exons. Gene Ontology annotation, molecular function: cysteine synthase activity. The record is from RefSeq and is a predicted model, not a curated record.
CUUCCUCCCAACGCCUAAGAGCCAGUAACUCACAGUGCUUUCUCCUCCUCUUCUCUUCUCUUCUCUUCUCUUCUGCUCUGACGAGCGCGGCCAUGGCGACCUCAUUCUCCAACGCCAUGCCUCCCUCCGCCUUCCUCAAACCCCGAUCUCCAUCUCCUCGAUCGCCGCUCCUCACUUCUCGAUCUGCUAAGCCUUUUCAGUCUAGUACAAGGUUCGCAUCUCUUCUUCCUGCUAUCGUCUGCAAGGCCAUCUCGACGAAGCCCCAUGCGGAGAUUGAGGGCCUCAACAUCGCCGAGGAUGUCACCCAGCUUAUCGGGACGACACCAAUGGUUUAUCUAAAUAAUAUUGUGAAAGGGUGUGUUGCAAACAUUGCUGUGAAGCUUGAGAUCAUGGAACCUUGCUGCAGUGUUAAAGACAGGAUAGGCUUCAGUAUGAUAGCUGAUGCUGAACAAAAAGGACUUAUUACACCUGGAAAGAGUAUCUUGGUGGAACCAACAAGUGGGAAUACAGGCAUUGGUCUUGCUUUCAUUGCUGCUGCUAAAGGAUACAAAUUGAUCUUGACAAUGCCUGCAUCAAUGAGCAUUGAAAGGCGAGUUUUGUUGAAGGCCUUUGGGGCAGAACUUAUCCUUACAGAUUCCGCCAAGGGCAUGAAAGGAGCAGUCCAAAAGGCUGAGGAGAUUUUGAAAAAGACUCCAAAUUCUUAUAUGCUCCAGCAAUUUGACAACCCUGCAAAUCCAAAGGUUCACUAUGAGACUACUGGUCCAGAAAUUUGGGAAGACACGCAAGGAAAAGUGGAUAUCUUUGUCGCAGGUAUCGGAACAGGUGGAACAAUUUCAGGUGUUGGACGUUAUUUGAAGAGCAAAAGGCCUGAUAUAAAGAUUAUUGGCAUUGAGCCUACUGAAAGCAACAUAUUGUCAGGGGGGAAGCCUGGGCCACAUAAGAUUCAAGGCAUUGGUGCAGGUUUUGUGCCAAGGAAUCUGGAUCUUGAUGUCCUUGAUGAAGUUGUAGAGGUAUCUAGUGAUGAAGCUGUUGAGACAGCAAAGCAAUUGGCUCUCCAGGAAGGUUUACUGGUUGGAAUUUCUUCAGGAGCAGCAGCAGCUGCUGCUAUCAAGAUUGCAAAGAGACCAGAAACUGCUGGAAAACUCAUUGUGGUCGUGUUCCCGAGCUUUGGUGAGCGAUACCUUUCCACUGUUCUUUUCCAGUCAAUUAGAGAAGAGUGUGAGAAGAUGCAGCCUGAGCCAUGAUGUUGACCUCACUUACAAAAAUUGUAGGUCAAAACCAACCAUUUUAAUAUUUUCCAUGAUCAUGAAUAUAAUUAAUUGGUCUGCGCAUUCAAAUGUGUCAAAUAAAAAAGAGAAUAAAAUAAAACAAAAGCUAUGCUCUCAUUUCUACUUGAA